GAUACCGGAUACCCAGCCAGACCCAGACCACAGAGCAGAGGGUGCCGCACGCCACGUUGCCUGCCCUCUGUUUUGCUUUCCUUUUGCUUUCCCCAUCGCAUCGGGACGCAGCAACGCAGCGUGUCCAUGUGCCCGCUGCCCGCUGCCCGCUCCCCCAUGGUGAGACGCACGAAAGCCAACUGACAGACACCCGAUUCCAAUCCCAAGUGACCAAAAACAAAAGCAGAAGGAGAGCCAGAGGGAUUUUGUUCCUCUCUUCCGUUUCUUCGGCUGGGGUAUCUCUGUUGUUGUGCGCGGCUGUGGUGGGCGGCGGAAAUGACGGAUUCUUCCUCUGCGGCGGCGGGGGCGGCGGUGCCGCUGCUGGAGGCGGGCGGCGGGAAGGAGAUGCGGCACCUGGGCGGCCGCACGGCGCACAACCUCUCCUCGUCUUCGCUCCGGAAGAAGUCGGACGCCUCGCUCCUCCGCAAGGUGCCCUGCGCCGCGCUCAGGGCUUUCCUCGCCAACGUCCAGGAGGUGCUGCUCGGGACCAAGCUCUUCGUCCUCUUCCCCGCCGUCCUCCUCGCCGUCCUCGCCAGAUACUUGCGCUUCGGCCAGGUGUGGCUCUUUGUGCUUAGCUUAAUUGGCCUCAUUCCACUUGCCGAACGACUCAGUUUCCUGACGGAGCAGAUUGCAUUUUACACCGGUCCUACUGUGGGUGGACUGUUGAAUGCAACAUUCGGCAACGUGACAGAAGUUAUCAUCGCGCUCUUUGCCCUGAGGGAAGGCAAGAUAACGGUGGUGAAAUGCUCCCUGCUCGGCUCCAUCUUGUCCAACUUGUUGCUUGUCCUUGGUACCUCCCUUUUCUUUGGUGGCCUAGCCAACCUCGGCACCGAGCAGCUAUUUGACAGAAAGCAAGCAGAUGUCAGCACAGGGCUUCUGAUUCUUGGUGUGUUAUGCCAAUCAAUGCCACUGAUGCUGAGGUAUGCAGUAGGCGCCGGGGAGCAUGCAGUCACCUCUGGGGAUUCAGGGUUGGUGCUAUCCCGAGCAUGCAGCAUAGUCAUGAUCCUGGCCUAUGCAGCCUACCUUUACUUCCAGCUCAAGACCCAUCGCCAGCUUUUUGAGCCCCAGGAGGUUGAAGAUGAGGAUGAUGAUUUGGGCUCUGAAGAUGAGGCUGUACUGGGAUUUUCAAGUGCUAUGGUUUGGCUAGCAGUCAUGACGCUGAUAACCGCUAUACUUUCGGAGUACGUUGUAAGCACAAUUGAGGCGGCCUCAAAAUCCUGGGAACUAUCCGUGAGCUUCAUUAGCAUCAUCUUGAUUCCAAUUGUUGGGAAUGCAGCAGAGCAUGCUGGUGCAGUCAUAUUUGCCUUUAAGAACAAGCUGGACAUCACCCUUGGAGUAUCAUUGGGGUCAGCUACGCAGAUUUCCAUGUUUGUGGUUCCACUGAGUGUCAUUGUAGCAUGGAUCAUGGGGGUUCCAAUGGACCUUGAUUUCAACUUGCUAGAGACUGGUUCUUUGUUUCUGGCAAUAUUAGUGACAAGCUUCACCCUGCAGGACGGAUCAUCGCAUUAUUUGAAGGGAUUGCUUCUUCUCCUUUGCUACGCUGUGGUCGGCGUAUGCUUUUUCGUCCUGAGACGGCGUUCAUCUGACGGCAACAAUCUGAAUGUGCUCAGCAGAUCGGCUUAGUCGGCGGUUCGCCGAAAGGUUCCUCCAAACCGGACGGUAAUCGAGUUGCAGAUUGUGAAGUGAAGAGAGUUCAGGACAGCACCUCCCUAGGCAGAUGAAGCGCGCAUGUUGCGCAGCCAAGCCAAGCAGCGCUUGCGUGCAAAAAAAUGUAAAUUAAGACUAGUACUUCUGAUUAAUCAGGUGAGUUGAGUUUACUGUGUCCGUUAUAGUACAGCUAAAAAGCUAAGCUAGUGAAGAAAAGUAGAUCCACAACACAACCUCGAUAAAAGAUGUACGGAGUAGUUGACAAUAUACUUUAGGGAGCAUCUGUUGCAUUGAUCAACAGGCGACACAUAUAUUGAAGAUGUACCUAGCUAUAUCGAUAAGGGAGGAUUACUGAUUAAGUGAUUA
Molecule: messenger RNA, 2052 nt
Organism: Brachypodium distachyon (stiff brome)
Lineage: Eukaryota; Viridiplantae; Streptophyta; Magnoliopsida; Poales; Poaceae
Product: vacuolar cation/proton exchanger 1b
Exons: 11
Coding region: 316-1662 (448 amino acids)
Biological process (GO): calcium ion transmembrane transport; intracellular calcium ion homeostasis
Cellular component (GO): plant-type vacuole membrane
Molecular function (GO): calcium:proton antiporter activity
Source: RefSeq, a predicted model, not a curated record